Humulus lupulus (European hop) is the source of this 984-nucleotide messenger RNA. RefSeq names its product alkylated DNA repair protein ALKBH6 homolog. The transcript is spliced from 8 exons. The record is from RefSeq and is a predicted model, not a curated record. NCBI's taxonomy places the organism in Eukaryota, Viridiplantae, Streptophyta, Magnoliopsida, Rosales, Cannabaceae. The coding region runs from base 164 to 916 and encodes 250 amino acids.
AAUAGAUUGAAGAACUUCAGUUUGAGUCGAAUUUUGAAGAACUUAGUAGCUGCUUUCCUUUCCUGUUCUCCUUCCUUUCACCAAGGGAAGCCAAGCCAACACAGAAAAGAUCAUAUUUUUUCAUGUUUGUGUGCUAUCCUACUACACAUUUAUGAAAUCAUGAAUGGUUUGGAUUGGCAGAGCGAGAGAUAUGGAAGGAGAAGACAACCACAACAAGGUUGAAAAGUUCAAAGUUGGGUCUUUACCAACUCUAAUGUACAUACCUGACUUCAUAACUCAUGACCAACAAACCAUCCUUUUAAACAAUAUCAAUGGAGCUCCUCAAUCAAAGUGGAAGUCUUUGAAGAACAGAAGGCUACAGAAUUGGGGUGGUAUUGUGCAUGAAAAGGGUCUUCUGUCACAACAAUUACCACCUUGGCUAAUGAAGAUUACUCAGAAAAUAUGUGAAGAAUCAGGACUUUUCCCGGCACCAAUCAAUCAUGUUCUUAUCAACGAAUACCUCCCUAACCAAGGGAUCAUGCCACACCAGGACGGACCAGCUUAUUUCCCAGUAGUGGCGAUUCUAUCUCUCGGCUCGCCUGCUGUUAUGGAUUUCACUCCCCACUCAAGAUUGAUGGAAAAAAGCCAUGAAGAUGACGAUCAAAGGUUAGACGAUCACCAACCUUUUUCGGUCCUACUCAUGCCUCGUAGCUUGCUGAUAUUCAAAGACUCGGCAUAUUCAGACUACUUGCACGGUAUAAAGGACUCGAAAAUACAGAGUUUUAAUGGGGUUGUAAAUGAAGUUGAGGCUUAUAAUCAGCCAGAGCUAGAUUUUGCAGCAUCACAAGAUGUCAAGAAUAUCCAUAGAACUACCAGUAGAGUUUCACUAACCUGUAGAUUAGUAUUGAAAGUUCAUAAAAAUUUGUUCAAGGUUUGAAUUUGAAUGCCAUUUUGGCCAAAGUGGUAUAAUAUUUAAACAGUUUAAUCACUAGGCUACUUUCAUGA